AAAAAAAACAGAAAAUUGAAAAUGUUCUAAAUCGACGACCUAAAGUUGAUGCAGCCAAAGCAAAAGACAGAAGAAUCUAACGAUCUAUUACACAAUUACACACAAAUGUUCUUGAUUUCUCACCGAACUCAUAAACCCUCAAAACCCUGAUUCCCACUCUCCCUGUAUUUCUCGAAGCAGGAGCUAAAUUAAUGGCUUACAGGCGGAGCAUCACUUCCAGAGCGAAGCAAUUUUAUCAGCAGCAACAAAUAAUUGCUCCCCCGCUCUCAAAUAUUCACCGCGACGACGCCGAUCGUGAAGAAUCGCGCUCCAAUCCAUUUCCAUUUCCAGCGAAUCACGAAACCCGCAAUUAUAUCCAGAACCGUUUCUUCGGCGGCGGAAUAAAUAAUUCGAGCAGUUUCAAUGGGUCGAGAAAUGUGUUUCGAGAUUGGAGAUUUGCUGCUCCGGCGGGUUUCGGUGGGUCCGUUUUCGUUAGGGAUUUUUCUAGUGCGGGUAUCGGAGGAGGGGCGGCUGAUAAUAUCGAGUUUUUAAAUGACAUGGCGGGUAUCUUUGUCGAGAAGGCUGCUGAGGUGGCGCCUGCGGUGAAUGAGGUGGCGAUUGCGGCCGCGGAUUCGUUUUAUCCGGUGGCCGCGCUUCAGUACUUGAUUGAAUACAUUCACAUUUCAACGGGGUUUCAUUGGUGGGCAUCGAUAGUCGUGACAACUCUUUUGAUUCGUACCCUACAGCUUCCACUUAUCCUACAUCAGCUGAAAGCCACUUCAAAAUUUACUCUUCUAAGACCAAAGCUGGAGGCAAUUAAAGAAGAAAUGAACAACGGGGAUAUGAGUCCCUCUACUGUUGCUGACGGCCAGGCGAGAAUGAAAAAAUUAUUCAAAGAACAUGGCGUAACUCCAUUCACUCCUUUGAAAGGAAUUCUAAUUACGGCUCCCAUAUUUUGCAGUUUCUUCUUUGCCAUUAGAAACAUGGCGGAAAAAGUUCCGUCUUUUAAAGAUGGAGGAGCAUUCUGGUUUAUGGAUUUGACAGCUCCCGAUACUAUGUAUAUAUUUCCAGUUUUGACUGCGUUGACUUUUUGGAUUACUGUGGAGUGCAAUGCGCAAGAAGGUUUGGAAGGCAAUCCGACUGCUGGUACCAUAAAAAUCGUCUCUCGGGUCUUUGCAGCGUUGACUGUCCCUUUUACCGCAAGUUUCCCCCAGGCUGUAUUCUGCUAUUGGAUCACCUCGAACCUGUUUUCACUCACAUACGGAUUAAUUGUGAAGAAUCACAAGGUUAAAAAUCUCUUGGGCAUACCAAUUAUAACCGUGGCACCAACGCCCGCUUCAGAUAAUCCAAAGCCUGGAUUCUCGUUUUUCGCAGCGAUAGAUAAAUAUGCAGCCGCCAUGAAAAAGCAAAAUCUAUUACCACCACCACCC
Molecule: messenger RNA, 1409 nt
Organism: Erythranthe guttata (spotted monkey flower)
Lineage: Eukaryota; Viridiplantae; Streptophyta; Magnoliopsida; Lamiales; Phrymaceae
Product: mitochondrial inner membrane protein OXA1
Biological process (GO): protein insertion into mitochondrial inner membrane from matrix
Cellular component (GO): mitochondrial inner membrane
Molecular function (GO): membrane insertase activity
Source: RefSeq, a predicted model, not a curated record